UCUCUCAAAUCCAUGCACCAUUCCCUUUAGAGAAAGAGAAGACAUCUGAAAUUGUAAACACAAAUACAAAAGAUAAAAGAGAAAGAAUGAGAGAGGUGAUAAGCAUACAUAUUGGGCAAGCUGGGAUCCAAGUGGGAAAUGAAUGUUGGGAACUUUUCUGCCUUGAACAUGGCAUUCAAUCUGAUGGCAUGAUGCCCAGUGGCACCUCUAAUGGUGCUGGCCAUGAUGCUUUUAAUACUUUCUUCAGCGAGACCGACGCCGGUAAAUAUGUGCCUAGAGCUGUCUUUGUUGAUCUUGAACCUAGUGUUAUCGAUGAAGUUCGGACAGGGGUCUACAAACAACUCUUCCAUCCUGAGCAGCUCAUAUCUGGCAAGGAAGAUGCUGCUAAUAACUAUGCCCGGGGACAUUAUACAGUGGGGAAAGAUAUUGUGGAUUUGUGCCUUGAUCGAGUCAGAAAAUUAGCGGACGCUUGCUCUGGCUUGCAAGGGUUUUUGGUAUUUAAUGCUGUGGGUGGUGGCACUGGUUCUGGAUUUGGGUCCUUGGUUCUUGAACGCCUCACUGCAGAUUAUGGAAAGAAGUCAAAACUUGGGUUUACCAUCUAUCCUUCUCCUCAGGUUUCUACAGCAGUUGUGGAGCCUUACAACAGUGUGCUGUCCACUCAUUCCCUCCUUGAACACACAGAUGUGGCUGUGCUUUUGGACAAUGAAGCCAUUUACGAUAUCUGCAGGCGAUCCUUAGACCUUGAAAGGCCAACCUACACUAACUUGAACCGCUUAAUAUCCCAAAUCAUAUCUUCAAUCACCACUUCCUUGAGAUUCGAUGGAGCCAUUAAUGUGGACAUUACAGAAUUCCAAACUAACCUUGUCCCAUAUCCUCGAAUACAUUUCAUGUUAUCAUCUUACGCCCCUGUGAUCUCAGCUGCAAAGGUUUACCAUGAGCAGCUCUCAGUCCCUGAGAUCACAACUGCUGUGUUUGAGCCCUCGAGCAUGAUGGCAAAGUGUGACCCAAGGCAUGGCAAGUACAUGGCCUGUUGUUUAAUGUAUCGCGGAGACGUAGUUCCAAAGGAUGUCAAUGCUUCCGUUGCUAACAUCAAGACUAAGAGGACGGUUCAAUUCGUUGACUGGUGCCCAACUGGUUUCAAGUGCGGUAUCAAUUACCAGGCCCCAACAGCGGUUCCUGGGGCCGAACUGGCUAAGGUGAAGAGAGCAGUAUGUAUGAUAAGCAACAACACAGCUGUUGCUGAGGUUUUUGAGAGAAUUACCCACAAGUUUGAUCUCAUGUAUGUGAAGCGAGCGUUCGUGCACUGGUAUGUGGGAGAAGGAAUGGAGGAAGGUGAAUUCUCUGAAGCCCGGGAGGAUCUUGCCACUCUGGAGAAAGACUAUGAGGAAGUUGUGGCAGAAGCUGUUGAUAUCGAGGCAGAGGAAUGAGACCCAUUUUACUACUUAAUCGAUCACAACAUUUUGUUAAUCUCCCCCUUUUUAUCUCUUUAAGAUAUGGUAUAUAUAUCCAUCUGGUGUUCAGCUGUAACUUUGGGAAUGAAUUAAUCAUUUCCCACCUCUGAAAUGAGGUUUUGGAAAAUCCCAUGAGCAUUUUUUGUUA
Molecule: messenger RNA, 1599 nt
Organism: Vitis riparia (riverbank grape)
Lineage: Eukaryota; Viridiplantae; Streptophyta; Magnoliopsida; Vitales; Vitaceae
Product: tubulin alpha-5 chain-like
Exons: 5
Coding region: 87-1427 (446 amino acids)
Biological process (GO): microtubule cytoskeleton organization; mitotic cell cycle
Cellular component (GO): cytoplasm; microtubule
Molecular function (GO): GTP binding; structural constituent of cytoskeleton
Source: RefSeq, a predicted model, not a curated record